Messenger RNA from Procambarus clarkii (red swamp crayfish), 1173 nucleotides. The record is from RefSeq and is a predicted model, not a curated record. Lineage: Eukaryota; Metazoa; Arthropoda; Malacostraca; Decapoda; Cambaridae.
AUGGUCCAAGUGGUUGGAAACCGGUCGGUUGAUGAAGAGAGGCGCCUCACUCGCCACGCUGCUGACACAAGCACAGUGUCGUCUACAGGCGGCUACGUCGCACAGCUGAAGAGUAUCUCUGGCUCUUCCAAAACCAUGUUGGGUCCAGGCGCCCACCUACAUGCUCAUCUUAGAGAUGUUCUUGGGUGCCAGCGUGGUGGAUCAUCCACAGAGGCCAUAUAUUAUGAAGAGAGGAACUCUGGUCUCCCGGAGCUGCUCGGAGGCGACCACGGGCGCCUGCUUCUCGUAUGCAUGAAACGACACUUCGGAUCCCAAUGGCGGAAGGGACGCAUCAACCGGGCAUAUUUAGGGCGAAACUUUGCGAGUGAAAUGCAGAAAUUGCUGGCAGUAAUGAAGAGGGAGGAGGUAAGUGAAAGUCACAGCUCAUCAAGUGAACACAUCGAGGGUCGAAACACCACCUGCCAGGCGCCUGGAGGAGAACACCAGGCGCCUGGAGAACACCAGGCGCCUGGAGAACACCAGGCGCCUGGAGAACACCAGGCGCUUGGAGAACACCAGGCGCCUGGAGAACACCAGGUGCUUGGAGAACACCAGGCGCUUGGAGAACACCAGGCGCCUGGAGAACACCAGGCGCCUGGAGAACACCAGGCGCCUGGAGAACACCAGGCGCCUGGAGUAGAACACCAGGCGCCUGGAGUAGAACACCAGGCGCCUGGAGUAGAACACCAGGCGCCUGGAGGAGAACACCAGGCGCCUGGAGGAGAACACCAGGCGCCUGAACAAGAACAUCAGACACCUGAACAAGAACAUCAGGCGCCUGAACAAGAACAUCAGGCGCCUGAACAAGAACAUCAGGCGCCUGAACAAGAACAUCAGGCUCCUGAACAAGAACAUCAGACACCUGAACAAGAACAUCAGACACCUGAACAAGAACAUCAGGCUCCUGAACAGGAACAUCAGACACCUGAACAAGAACAUCAGGCUCCUGAACAGGAACAUCAGGCGCCUGAACAAGAACAUGAGGCUCCUGCAGGAGAACAUCAGGCGCCUGAACAAGAACAUCUGGCCCUCGCACAUGCCUCUCAGUUCUACCCAAUAACUGACACGUGCUACAGUGACGACUGUGUAAUGGGUGCCAAGAGAUUUAACAUUUACAAGAACAAAAGUGUGUGA